This is a messenger RNA of Ziziphus jujuba (common jujube), 2025 nucleotides long. Its product is annotated as lysM domain-containing GPI-anchored protein 1. The record is from RefSeq and is a predicted model, not a curated record. NCBI's taxonomy places the organism in Eukaryota, Viridiplantae, Streptophyta, Magnoliopsida, Rosales, Rhamnaceae. The transcript is spliced from 5 exons. The coding region runs from base 519 to 1790 and encodes 423 amino acids.
UCACUCUCUAUGCAAUACAAUUUUCUGCUAUUUCUUCAGCUUUUUUAUUUUACUUUAUUUUAUUUUUUGGCUUUUCCUGAAGCUUUCUUUUCCUUUCCUCUCUUCUCUGUCUCUUUCAGUUUUCUUGAUCUCUCUGUGAAGAGCUUCAGCGAGCUUCCCCUCUCCUUCGAAAUUUUGAAUAAUAGUGUUAUUUUCUAUGGCGCCCAAAUUCAUUCAUUAAUUUUUGGAUCCAUUUUUGCUAUUUUUUUGUCUAGUUAGGUGGGGAAAAUCAGUGGAGAAGCUAAACAACAGACAAAAAAACCAGAAAUAAACCCUAAAACCCCACUACAGUCUGUUCCAUUACCAAAGCAGAGACACAUUUUCUAAAGACUUAAAAGCUUCAUUAUUGUUACCCAUUUGAUCCUCUUUCUCUUUCUUUUUUCUCUGAAAGUUUUGAGCUUCUUCUCAGUGUGGGUUGCAAAAACCCACAUUGCUACCACUCUGUUUGAGAGAGAGAAAAAAGGAGCAGAAACCCAGACAUGCCAAAUCAAAAACCCUUUUGGAACAAAAUCCUGUUCUUCUUCUUCUUCUUCGUGCUAUCUGUCUAUGUCAAUGUAGCUCCAGUGAGCUCCAAAUCCACGAUCGAGCCCUGUUCCAACUCCGACUCGUGCAACGCUCUGCUGGGUUACACCGUUUACACCGAGCUCAAGGUCUCCGAGGUGGCUUCCCUCUUUCAAAUCGACCCCAUUGGUAUCCUCACCGCCAAUGCUAUCGACAUUUCGUACCCCGACGUUGAGAAUCACAUCCUCCCCUCCCAGCUCUUCUUGAAAAUACCCAUUACCUGCUCCUGUGUUGACGGAAUUCGGAAAUCGGUUUCGACCCAUUACAAGACCCGGCCUUCCGAUACACUUGCAUCCAUCGCCGACUCGAUAUAUUCGGGUUUGGUGUCCGCGGAUCAAAUCCGGGAGGCGAAUUCGAUAUCCGACCCAACGGUUCUCGAUGUGGGUCAGACCCUCGUUGUGCCUCUUCCUUGUACCUGCUUCAAUGGGACCGAUAAUUCGCUGCCUGCUAUCUACUUGUCGUACGUGGUGCAGCCGGUGGAUUCCUUAACCGCGAUUGCGGGAAGAUAUUCGACGACCAUUACUGAUUUGAUGAAUGUUAAUGCCAUGGGGAGUACGGCUAUUAAGGCUGGUGAUAUCCUUGCGGUUCCAUUGCCAGCCUGUGCGUCGAAUUUCCCUCGAUAUGCCUCAGAUUUUGGCUUAAUUGUGCCUAAUGGGAGCUAUGCCAUUACAGCAAGUCACUGUGUGCAAUGCAGUUGUGGGCCAGGAAAUCUCAAUUUGUACUGCAUGCCUGCUUCUUUAGCAGUUUCCUGUUCGAGCAUGCAAUGCAAAAACAGUAAUCUCAUGGUGGGGAAUACUACGGCACAGAAGAGUGGUGGUGGUUGCAACGUCACUACUUGUAGCUAUGGUGGCUUUGUGAAUGGCACCAUAAUCACAGCGUUGUCAACAUCCCUUCAACCCCGCUGCCCAGGGGCACAGCAAUUUCCUCCGCUUAUAGCCCCACCAUCUUCAGUAAUCAGGGAGUCUAUUUAUGCACCAGCACCUUCACCUCGGUCAGAUGGUGCUGGCACACUAAGUCCCAAAUCUCCUCUUGUGCCUACAACAUCUGGAUCGCAUCCUGGAUUGCCCUUGCCCCCUGAAAGUGGCCCUAGUGGAAGUGCUUCUGAUGCUUCCCCGGUGAAUCCUUUAGCUACUUUGACAAGUGCAUCUUUGUUAUUUUGCUUUGUUAAGUUCAUAAUGGCUAUAUUGUAAUAGUUUUGCUUAUCAACUGUGCGCGGUGCGCUUAAGAGGUAGGGUUUUGCCAUGGGGGGUUUGUUUUGUUUUUUUGACAGGUUCUUCUACUUGUCUAUUGUAUUUAACCUUAUAUUUAUUUGGACUGUUAAACUGAUUUAUGGUUGUGGCAAACCAUGAGCUGUGAAGUUGUUAUUAGUAUUUUGUUUAGUCAAAUGUCCUUUCUGCAAUCUAUUCCUGAUACUAUUCCCCGGAA